Messenger RNA from Scophthalmus maximus (turbot), 5772 nucleotides. RefSeq names its product tetratricopeptide repeat domain 3 (gene ttc3). NCBI's taxonomy places the organism in Eukaryota, Metazoa, Chordata, Actinopteri, Pleuronectiformes, Scophthalmidae. The record is from RefSeq and is a predicted model, not a curated record. The coding region runs from base 128 to 5434 and encodes 1768 amino acids. The transcript is spliced from 46 exons. Gene Ontology annotation, molecular function: protein binding.
ACGAGACGCGAUACUGCGUGCGUGAGCGGCGCCUCCACUUCAACUUCCGCACACUAGUAUGAACAGGACGAGGGGACCACUGUUAAUCUUUAACCACUGUUAAUUUAGUCGAGACAGUUGGGACAAAAUGUCGGAUUCAGACUCUGAUUUUGAAUUUGCUAUGGACUGGGACGACAGCAGACCCAUUUUGGAUGCGAGGCAUGUUGUCGCCCUCCGUCCAUCGGAGGGAGUUGUUGAUCGAUGGGGCAGUAUACCUGCUGAUGUCAAACAAGAAGCCGGACAGCGCAUGAAAAUCUGUACCUUCUGGCUUCCCAUUCUGCUGCAGCAUGAUGAGUCCAACCAUACUGCUGCCUGGGCUCUACAAAUAGGUCUUAUUGAUGCCAAGGAAAGGGAAGAUAUAAGUAUGAAGCGCCUGCACAGGAUUGAAAUACUUGAAGCAAUCCUCAGAGCCUUGGAGAAAGGAAGUUUUAAAAGGGAGCCAACAAAGCACGUUUUCUGGAUAAGCAACAUGUUUAACUUGCGUUCCCCAGAGGUCUUGGAGGACGCUUUGCUCUGGUUGGAGCGAACAGGAGAACCUGCUAUUCGUCGCCGCGUCCUGGAACUCGGCCACAUAAACACAUGCUUCAUAGCCCUGCACCUUAUCUUCACUGAGUUUGCUAAGUAUAUUGAGGAGAUGGGUACCAACCUCGACAGGACAAUGAGGUCACUGUUGGCUCGACCAGAUGACUAUUACAUAGAGAAAAGUGAAGAAAUGAAGAUGAAAGGAAAUGAGAACUUUCAGAAAAGUCAGUACGAAGAUGCUGUGAAGUUUUAUUCCAAAGCCAUCAAAUAUUAUCCUGAUAACCACAUAAUUUAUGGAAACAGAGCCCUAUGCUAUAUCCGCUGUCAGAAGUAUCUAAAAGCAGUGGGUGAUGGAAAACGUGCUACACUGAUAAAACCACUCUGGGCGAAGGGUCACUACCGCUACUGCGAGGCUCUGUUCUCCUUGGGCGAGGUCAAAAAUGCUAUUGAAGCAAACAUCUCAGCCCAGAGUCUGUGUAGGGACGACAGUGAAGGAAUAAAAGACUUGGAACAACAACACGUCAAAUUCAUGGCUGAAACGGCAAAACCCAAAGUUGGAAGACCAAAGAGUAAGAAUAAAAGACCAGGCAGCACGAACAGAGAUGCAGUGGAGUCGCGACAACAGACUGAAAAAUCAGUUAAACCCGCUGUGGUAACAAACGAAGCUCCACAGAGCAAGGUCUCCGAGGUUAAAACAGACAAGCAACCAGGGAGAAAUGAACAGCCCACACAGAUGAAGAGCAGCACUACAGAUUCUAAACCCUCAAUAAGUGAGAUGUCUUCAAAGAAUGGAAAAGGGGAUUCCAAUGCCACAGCAAAGACGAAAUCAAAGAAUAGGAGUCAUCAGGCUGCAGAUGGGAAGCCCAAAGUGGCCGAUGGUAAAGCUGGUGUGUGUAAAGAGUUGAAAACGGUGGUGCAGGACGCCUAUACGGCUCUGGCCGACACCCGCAGUCGCAACGCAGAGAACGCCUUCAGCCAGGCUCUGGCCAUACUGGAAACCAACACACCUAAGGAACUUGGACUUUCCACACUGGAUGUACUGUUGCUACUGUACGGCCGUGCAUCUGCCCUGACAGAAAUCGGCCAACCUGAGGAACUUGCAGAAGCACUAAAACUUAUGGAGAAGAUGAAAUCCUUCGAGGAGAGAACGUUUCAGUGUCUGGUUUGCUACGCCACUGGGGGGGUGUAUCUCAAAGAGAACAGGUUUGCAGUUGCUCUGGAGCAGUUUUCAGAUUCUUUGCAGAUGGUGAAGAAUCAAAUAACUCCUGGUAAACUCACCUGGCCUUUAACAAAAGAGAUUGUCAAAGAAACACAACCAGACUAUUUCAAGGAAAUUUUGGAAAGUGCUAUAGAGCUGUGCAAAUUCCCUCCUAUUCCCAAUGCCAUAUGUCGACUUGACAAGUGCCACGGCUCUUUGAAAGCUGAAAUCUACUUCACUGACCCAGAUUUUAAGGGCUUCAUUCAAAUCUGUUGCUGUCAGAGCUGUACUGUUGAAUACCACAUCACCUGUUGGAAGAGCCUGAAGACAUCAGUCUUCUCUGAAAAGAAUGAAAAGGAUAUCUUGCAAGAAGCAUGUCUGACCCCAGACUGUGUCGGCCAAAUCUUUAGUAUAAAAAUCACUGGUCCCACAGGCCUGUUGAAGUGUAAGUUUGAAGCUGCCAUCACCAAACCACAGACUCUCAAGAAGCCAAAAGUGAAUCAGAAAUGUACAAGUCUGGUGAAGUUGAAAUUAAAGGCUGAGAACAGGCUCAAGAGGAAGCAGCAUAAGCAGUCAUUUCAAGAUAAUCAGACGAUCAAUGACGAGAUCCUGACGCUGGACGACAUCUCUGCCGCUCCAAGUGAACAGAAAGCCUGGUUGCUGUACAGGGAUCGAGUUCUUCUGCAGAUCAGCCAGAACAUGGAGUUGCUGAGGGAGCAGCGGGACCUCCAGCCGUUGGCACUGACGAGCAGCCUGCAGCCCUGGCUGGAGCUGGACUCGAAGAGGGGGAACCGGCUCGCCGAGAGGAUGCUGAACUGGCAGCAGGAGUCGCUGGAGACUUUUGCUCAGGCCGUCGAGGUCCUAUUAGAGAGGAAGAAUCGGGUUUGGGCUCGUGUCCUGAUCCAACUACUCAGUAGCAGUAUGGAUAUCAAUCCCAAACUCAACAAAUGGGCAUGUCAGCUCAACGAUGCAGGCCUGAAUGCUGCCAAAACCUUCAUCGAGCGCUACGCUGGCGACCUGGAGCAGCUGGACUUGGCUCUUCUGCUCAGCUUCGGCCCCCUGCAGGACGUUAUCAUAACAAGGCUCGGUACAAGGCCGGAGCUUUUAUCAAGCAUGGGCUUGACUGUGACUGAAUACCUAAAACAGGCACCACCGCAUGACAUGAGACUCUUUAUUUGGACUCUGGAGGAGCAUAGGGAUGAGUAUCUCACCUGCCACCCUAUACUGGAUGAAUAUUUUGAUAUGAUGGAUGGACAUUGUUCAGUGUUAAAAAAAUCUGAUGAAACUGAAAAUAAUUCUCCUAUGAAGAAUAAGAGUCGAGGACGGAAAAAAAAACUGAAAGAGCCGAGGGGUGCUUUUGUUUUGUCUGGGAGGAGAAGUGUAACUCCAAGAGAUGACUGGGACCAAGACUUUUAUGAAGAUGACUCUUUGUCAUUGCUCCAAACUGUGGAUCCAUUCAUUGUACCCAGUCACCUUCGAGAGCAAGUGGCUGAUUUUGAGGACCAGUACGACCGUACCCGACACAGAAGUCUCUCUAAAAGGAUUUUGGACAACCACCCUGACCCGGCGAAAGAAAGUUUGUAUGACUACUUUGCCCAGAUUUUGGAGGAGCAUGGUCCCCUGGUUGCUGAGGACCCCCUGCUGGUGGGCGAACUGCAGUUUUUCCCCCAUGUGUCUCAGCUGAAGAUCCAAGAAGCCGGCGGCUUCGAGUCCUUCCUCCUGGAGUCCCUUCGCUUCAUAAAGAUGGGGAGGUGUAUCGGCCUGGCUAAACAUGCCGUUUGCUUGCAGCAGGCGGGACAUGGAGCCAGCCUGGACGACCUGGAUGACAUAGUGGAUCCUGACACAAAACAUUCAGCUCCUGAUUUGCCUCAACCUGUUUUCCCAAGAUAUCAGGACAAAUUUUCAUCUGCUCAGACUGAAGGCUAUCCCAUCUUCCCAAAUCCUUAUACGUUGGGCUUCAAGUCAGCUAGCGGAGUUCCAGCCUCUGUAGUGAAAAAUCCUUUCUUCCAUUGGAGGGAGGAUGACGGUCAACAGCCAUCCGCUUACUUUUUUAUGAAUGGCAGCGGUGACUCAAAUCCACAAGUCACUGAGUCUGAUGUUAGAGUUUUGGAUAUGCAUCUGUCUUCAGGUGGAGUCGCUUCAUUGACAUCUGAGGAAAGCACUUUGAAGAGACAUGCAGCUGUACAGACAUGUGUGGAGAUCAUGAGCAAUGUCGCUGUGAAUACAGAGCUUCAUGAGCGUUUCGAGAACUGCCAGGGUGACAUAAACAGAAAGGAAAAGAGCAACAAGAGCUUGGAGCAGCAGAUCAAAGAAAUGUCGAACGGCUGCGACCAAGUCAACCAAAAACACAAAGCAGACAUCACCUCCCUGGAGGAAGAGAUACGAAAGAUCACCGCCAACAUACAAGUGACCAACAAAGAGCUGGCUCUGUUUCAGCAAAAGCUGGAAGAGGAAGUGAGAAAGGACCAGAAAGAGAAGAAGGCCAACCAGGAAGUAAUGAAGACCAUCAAGCUCGAGAUAGAAGAGUUGGUGGAGGAACAGGGGAGUCUGGCCCGAAACAUCCGAGACAAGAAAGCCGACUAUGACGCAAAGUUGAGCGAUUUUCUCGAGCAGGGCAAUCAGUCAGCGGCAGAGAAGAUGAGUCUGGAGGAUGAGAUCAAGCGCAGCAAAGCCGUGGUUAUCUCAGCAACCAGGAGGUGUCACACUGCUCAGUUGUCAGUAGCGGAGAGCAGUCGGGAUCAGGGCUUAUACAGCCUCUACAGAGAGCUGGCCGAUGCCAAGGCUUUUCUGACCAAACUGGAAGAAGCAGUUCACAGAUUCCCAAACCAAGACCUGGAAAUUUCUAGAAACACCUGCAGAUCCAACGUCCAAGAAAUUGAAAAGAAAAUCUCCACUGCUGAGACACAGUAUCAGGAGCAGAUGGAUCAAGUGAAGAAUGGGAGAAGAGUCGGCGAGUGGCUUACAAGCAACAUAAGCCAGUCUGAGUCUCCAGCACAACUGCGGUCUGCGGCAGCCAAAGACUUGACUCCGCAGCCUUCAGCCCAGGCACCUCACAGCGCCGCCCCGCUCCUCCAGCAGUCUGCAGCUCCACCAGCGGCUGAGGCUCUGGCUGCUCCGCCUCCGCUGCAGCACAAACCUCCAUCCAGGACACUGGAGCCUCCGCACAACAACAUGUUUGAGAGAGCCAUGGAUCGCCUGGCUGCCAUUUUCCCUGACUAUACAAGAUUGGAUUUGAAGAGGUUCGUUCAGGAGCUGCGUUCAUCCAGGGGUGGAAGACUGAGCAGCAUGAUGUUGCAUGAUGUGGUCGAUGGAGUGACCCAGCUGAUCCUGGACCAUCAGGAGUCCCUCGAUUCUGUGAGAUCCAACAUUGCGGGACGUGGGAGUCCAGCUCAGUGUGCUACUCCCCCUUCAGUAAACACAGCUCCGGCCUGGCAGCCGGUCGGAUACCAGAGAGCCACACAUCCCAACGCACUCAACGUGGAGGAUCCCUGCAUCAUCUGUCACGAUGACAUGAGUCCAGAGGACACGUGCGUGCUGGAGUGCAGACACAGCUUCCAUAAAGAGUGUAUAAGGUCUUGGCUGAAGGAGCAGAGCACCUGUCCCACCUGCAGAGAUCACGCCUUGAUGCCUGAAGAUUUCCCUGUGCUGCCCGGCAGGAGACGCCAAGCUCCAUAACGUCUUCACCCUGAUGACUACCUAAAUGUCUGCUAUUACAUUGCUUGCUUUUAUUUUACCUCUUUAUUUCAUUCAUUUCUAAAAACACGCUUAAGCACGCUUUUUUGUGUCAUUAAAAUACUGAUCUGCAGGAAGACGCCAGUUUAUACUUUAAAGAAUAAAACUUUCUUGUGUUUGAGCUUAUCUUUGUCAUGUUCGAUUUUUAUGGAGGCUAAUGCUGCUCUCGUUCUGUAGCACGAGAAGUGUUACAAUGUCUUAAAUGAAUUAUAACUUCAAUGAUCAUUGUGUAAGAAUGUGACAUUUAUUUCAUUGAAAUAUUAAAAUGUUUUUAAAAAUCA